UCGGUGGUCUAUAAAGGCUCGAUGUCACCACAGACAGACAGACAGACGCUCAGCGCUCAUCAUGGGAAGAUCUUCAGUCCUCCUGCUGUGCAUCGUUGCAGCAUGUACAGUCUGGGCCGUCCACGGCAGAACCCUGGAGGUCAGCAUCAGUGAGGGGGAGCAGGAGGAGGUGCUGGACAUGGACGUCACCGUGGACGUACGCAAGCUUCCGGGGAUUUGCUGGGCGUGCAAGUGGGCCUUAAACAAGGUGAAGAAGCUGGCCGGGUCCAACAGCACCGUGGAGAAACUGACAGCGAAGCUGAACUCCGUCUGCGACCAAAUCGGACUCCUGAAAUCUUUGUGCCGCAAGUUUGUGAAGACACACCUGGGAGAGCUGGUGGAGGAGCUCACCACCACCGAUGACGUGAGGACGAUCUGCGUCAACGUACGAGCCUGCAAGUCGAAGGAGCUGAUGGACGCGUCCUUCAAUCCAGACGACGAAGACUUCCCCAUCAUCGAAGUUCAUGGGUUUCCUGAAUAAAAAUCAAAGUGCAUUUUUCUUGUGAUUAAAAAAAUCAUUGAAAGUUCAGGUUUUGUCCUCAUGUGUUGCCACGAAUAUCUUUUAAUGCCACAAGUUAUUUAAUUAGUUCAUUUGACUAAACAAAGCUGUUUUCUGGAGAUAAUUUAUCACAUUAAUCAAUUAAUUUGCUCACACCUGAUUCAAUACAACGCCUGUGUUCAACUGGAGAUUAAACAUUUGUUUUCUUGUAAUCACAAUAAACCAACAGAUGCACACUGAGCGAUUUAAAGUAUAGAAACGUUGAACUAAAGCCACGUGUCGCUGCUUUUCCUUUUCCUGUCUCCCCUCAGCUGUUUCUGCAAUAAAGACAAAACAUAUAUAACCAUUGAUGUGCUGCUGCGUUUACUGUCUUCAUGGCUUUUACUUUACGCUGCAACGCCUGUAAUGAUGAGUUUUAUGUUUGUGCACAACUGAUAUCAAUAAACAUGUGAAGGAUCGCCUGCA
Stegastes partitus (bicolor damselfish) is the source of this 1003-nucleotide messenger RNA. It is a transcript of the gene nkl.4, whose product is annotated as NK-lysin tandem duplicate 4. The record is from RefSeq and is a predicted model, not a curated record. Gene Ontology annotation, biological process: lipid metabolic process; defense response to bacterium. The coding region runs from base 62 to 520 and encodes 152 amino acids. NCBI's taxonomy places the organism in Eukaryota, Metazoa, Chordata, Actinopteri, Pomacentridae. The transcript is spliced from 5 exons.